AUGGGGAAAGAACACCUGACGUUCAGACCCGUCGGAAGCGAGGCGCUCCGUCAACAUCGCGUCUCGGGGGAGUGCCGGGAACUCCACGUGGCCGUGUGGGCCAACAAUUGUCACAGCCAACCAAUUACCAACCCAAGUGCUGCUCAAGGUCAAGGCAAGGCUGCACAGCGUCGGUCGACGACCUUUGACCGCAGGUCAAACCACCGAGCACGUCAGCCAAAGCGCGUGGUUAAGCGAACGUCAUUCGCCGACCCAUCGACACCUUCACCGAGAUUCGAAAUCAUCAGCCAGCAUCCGAGAGAUGACUCCUCAGCAUUAGGAGGCGUCACCGCCUGCCAACAGCUCUCUCCAUCGCCGCCAGGUAACAGGAGCACAGGGUCUGUUGGAUAUGUUCGUGACACGGAAAGUGGCCACCUCUACAAUCGACCAGGUCCUCACUCUUGUAUGAAAUCUCUACGAGAUGGUCACAAGGAAUGGAAAUUGCCUCCUGACAGGUAUCGAUUGGCAAACAAUUUAUCGGAUUUGGCAAGCAAAUCAACAGGUACCAAAGGACCUUAUCAAUGUUUCACAGGGGAGCGUUUUGAAAACUUGCUGCCGGUUCCGAGCGGGUCAGCAAAUCAAUCCAAGAAUCGAAAUCAUCAUUUGUUGCAUAUUCCGGCGGAAAUGGACCGGCUCAAUCAUCCCCGGCAGUACUUCGUGGGCAAAAUUCGACCUGGCGACAAAAACAAACAGCGGCCCUGCUCUCGGCUGGCAAUAUCCCAGCCUACGCACUGUUGGCGAAAUCCGCGAGAUCCGGCCCCGAAUCAGUACUUCAAAGGCAUUCUUGACAGUCCCACCGGUAAAUCCACGGAUAGGCGUCGCCGUUCUCCGGUCAAAAAUUUCCUCCGCGAAGCUACCGUGCACCAUUCCUACUGCAGGGAACCAUUCACUAGACCCGGCUCGGGACGUUAUGAUUUAAUGACUGGAAUGCCUCCCCCGGUGCCUCCUAGAGUGGCGAAACCCAUCCGGGAGAAAACCCGUGAAAAUUUCAGUUACAACUUCGCUUGGAAUCCACACCGGCAACCAGAUCAUCUGCUGAUGCAUACCGUAAACAUUCCGAUUAGACGCCGCCGGCGAGGACGGAACAUGAAAGUGGCCUUUGGAAGUGGAUCGGCUCGGUUCAAGGGUCAAGCUUACAUUCCGAUUGGGGCCAUGACGACGGCCAUCUCAAGCGUUAGGAAGGAUUCAUCCACGGGCAGCGAAAUCCCAUCGCCACUCGGUGGCGGCGCCCGGGCAAAAGAAGUUCCGGGAGCCGAAGAUGAGGAGGACAAAACCGAUUUGCUUAUAGAUUUAAGAAAAACUCCGACAAAAUACUUCAUUAUCCCGAAAAGAGGUCACCAACGACGAUUGUCGCAGAUUGUGGAUCUUCAGAGGACCUCUGGAGUAGCCGAAACGACUAAGAGAUCGUCAUCGACUCGAAUCAGUCGUAUCAUUCUGCCGGACGAGAUAGCUCUUCCCACCAUCGAGGAAUCACCCGUGCAGGACCAGGAAGAACAAAUCGAAAUUAUCGAAGAACUACCAGUUUCUGUAACUGAACCAGCUGGGGAAGUUUUGAAUAAUGACAAUAGUGAAGAUGUUGCUGAACCACCAAUGAGUGAGCAACCAGAUCAGGUCGAGCAAGUAGAAAAAGAGAUAGAAGCUCCUGAAACUGUCGAGGAGCAACCACAUCAGGAUGAGCCAGCUAAAAUUGAGAGUGCCGAAAAAUUACCCAGUUCAGAGAAUGAGCCAACAAAUGAAUCGUGAUAGUUAAAUAA
This is a messenger RNA of Uranotaenia lowii, 1793 nucleotides long. RefSeq lists its product as uncharacterized. The transcript has 6 exons. The record is from RefSeq and is a predicted model, not a curated record. Bases 1 to 1782 code for a protein of 593 amino acids. Lineage: Eukaryota; Metazoa; Arthropoda; Insecta; Diptera; Culicidae.